AUGGAACCGCAGAGAGUUGUGGAGCAGUUCGAAGUUAUCGAACGCUAUGUAACAGAGGGCAGAAGACCUCUGUCUUCUAAAGGUAAUCUUUUAAUCUUCUUACCGGUGAUCUCUGCGGUGUAGCCUUGAUCUUAAAUAGUGAAUGUAAAGCAAAUGCACAGUAUAGCUCACCGAGAGAUGAAGGUCAUGAUUUUUUAUGGUUAUUUUUGCAUGGAGAUUCGUUCUAGGAAUAACUCUUUUUUAAUCACAGCGUACUUUCAGAAGCCCUAAACUAUAUUCCAACUGCAGAAGUUCACACAACUGGAGACAGCUACGUGGUAACCGGUAACGAAGCGGAUCGUGUGUUCAGAGAUGAGGCUGAAAAAAGGCAUAUUUUUAAAUAAUGAUACUUAAUCCAUUGCGUAAUUUUUUUUGACAAUGACAUUUACAGGUACCAAGUGACUGGAGAGCGAGACACUAGUCGAAACGCGUCAUUCUUUGACCGGAGUAGGUGUUUUAAUGCAUACAGUAAAAAAUUGUUUAGGCGGCCCAUAUCCUGAUCAAAUCCUUGCCCCUGAGAAUAUAAACCAAUAUGGUUAUGAUGAACAUGUAGUACGAACAACAAGUGGAGGGGCCAGGAUCGUUGAGACUCAUGGAGGAGGGAGGAUAUUCGAUGACCCACGUCUCAACUCGAGCUCCCUGGUCUUCCAGGACAGAAGCUUAGACACCUCCGGACGUCCGAUCGAAGUAAUCGAACCGACCAUCAUCCAUUCGAGCAGCUCGCGCAUACACAACCAGCCCAAUGCUCCCCAAUCAAUUCUCAAGAACUCCGAUUCACGCCAUUUCUCGUCGUUUGAAGACAAGUAAGGGCAUGGGCAAACAUUUUGAGCGGAGGGGAAAAACUUCUUUCCUUAGGUAAACCCAUCUUUGGGCAUAGUCGAAAAUAUUUUUGGUGUAUUCCCUAAAACAUGCUACCGAAUGCCGAAAUCAUUCCUGCUUACAGCUCGUUGACAAGGAAAGAUAGCUAUAAACAAAUGCAGGAAAGUCAGGCUGACAACAUGUCUUUUGAAGUAAGUUCCUGGAUGUAGAUUGUUUUUAUUUAUAGCCGGCUUCUGAUGCCACGAUGAUCAGUAGAGACUCCAAACGGAAUGCGUGGAAAAAAAGAUCAGUUCAAGGAGGAUUCUGCCUUCAAUUUAAAAACUACUUUGGAGAUCUUGUCAAUGAAAUACGGUAAUGAGAAAUCUUUUUACAUUUUCUUUUUUCAAGCCUAAGCUUAAUGACUAUUGCAGCCAUGCUGAAAUGACUCCAGCGAUGAUAUGCGGCCUUUUGUUGAUACUGUUGUUCCUCUUGUUCUUAAUCAUAUUGUUCAUUAUCAUCCUCCGCUCAGCUUUUGCUCCCUACUCAGUCCAUUCUUUCCUCUUAUUUCCACCCAGAUGUGAAGAAUGUAUCAAGAAGAAUCCAGCUCUGAGUACAUACCGAGCUCCCAGCAAAGUCUACGUUCAUGUUCAGAGUCCAUCAAGAAUAGAUCUGGAGAUGAUUGGGAAUCGUCCAUUCUUAAGCAAUUCUUUCACGGCAUUAGAUUUCAGUUCUGUGAGUUAAUGUUUUCUUUGAUCAAGUGUCAUGUUCAGGGUUAUGUGGCGUAUGCGGAUCACUCGCUCACCAACGACCAUGGAAGACAUACGACCUGUUUCCUAAUGGAGUUGGACAGGAACGUCUUGCCCUCCCAUGCAGUUGUCUUGGAUGCUGUUAGCAAUACUCCCCAUGAAGUUAUGACUGACUUUGGUUGGCAAGAGUAUUGGCAAUACAAGACCCAGCCAAUCGAUGCCAACCAGGCUAUGUCCCACUUCCAAGGGACGGUUGAAGAUUGUGUUGGUGCUCAGUGGUAUCUCCUAACCCAUACUGUUCAUCCUCGUGGCACGUUUAAUCUGCCAACUUGAUUAAUACUGUUACGUCGCUUUUCAGAUGGAUCUUGCUAUGACUGUUACGACUUUUGCUUACCCGACUACGCAAUUCAAAGAACCCACAAAUAUGCAGAUGACGCCACUCUUGGAAUCAGACGUCUCAAUUGUUUCCGGCAUUACGUCCCAGAGUGGAGCAAAUAUCGAGUAGAUCCUGAUGAAGAAGGUGGACAUUGGAAUUAUCCAAGAAAACAAAUCAACACUCAGAGAGACGAACGGGGACAAUGGGUCAACUGGACACCCGUCAGCAUUGUUGGACAACCCGGAUUCAGGAUUCGACGGCGAUAA
Molecule: messenger RNA, 2225 nt
Organism: Bursaphelenchus xylophilus (pine wood nematode)
Lineage: Eukaryota; Metazoa; Nematoda; Chromadorea; Rhabditida; Aphelenchoididae
Source: the annotation of a GenBank genome assembly